AUGCUCCCUGACCAGGUCCAUGAGUUCCUCCAGCACCACGGUGGAGACACGGCUGUCGAGCACAAAGCUGACCUUUUGCAGCUCACCGGCGGCAACGUAGGGAAGUUGGAGGAGCUUGCCAAGAACCUGAAGAUCCAGACCUUCGAGCAGGUCCGGCAGGAAGCCGUCGGCGAGCAGGAGCAGCAGAUCCUGGGCUUCCUCGGCAUCGAUGCGCAGGGCGGCUUCGGGCCAAAAGAGGUCAAGGCCGCCAAGGAGGUGGCCCGCCGUGUGGCUGACGCCCCGUUUCACCAGUGCGUGAUGUCCAAGGACUUCAGGGCACGUUUCACCAGCAAGCACCUAGCACAGGCGGUGAAGGCGCAAGGCACCCACUGCAUCUAUGUCAAGGCCACCACUAAGGCGGAUGAGCGGUUUUGCGCAGCGUCGCCGUCGGUGCACGCUCUGCUCAACCAGAUGGCCCCUGCUCUUGAAAGUGACACGAAGCCCAAACGCUGGAGAAUCUUCUGA
This is a messenger RNA of Symbiodinium sp. CCMP2456, 504 nucleotides long. The record is from the annotation of a GenBank genome assembly. Lineage: Eukaryota; Dinophyceae; Suessiales; Symbiodiniaceae.